AUGUCAAGUGCAUCAGAACAACCCGUUAUGUUCAUUUUGGUGAAAGACGCUUUGCUAACAUUUCGAUUAACCCGGUUUAGACUCUCGGAACCUGUCAGGUCGGCCUCGAAUGAGUCCCUCGAAGAGGACAGAUCAACAGGGUUCUCGGCCGACCGUUUUAACUGGGAAACCGACAACAAAAGUGCGGUCAUUGCACCAACACCGCGCCCCCGCCUGAUACUCCACGCACGCACCCACUUUCGCUACUCAGCCAGCCGGCGGAGGCGCAGCAGUGGUGACGAGCGCGUCGCCGCCCGGGACGCGAUGGGCCCGCGGCGCCCGAGCGGGGACCAGGACGACGCCUGCAAGCUGCCGAUGACGAACGACACUUUCCAGCGGUUCCACGUGGCCAAGACUUUCCACGAGCACGCGAGCGCCAUCAACUCCAUGUGCUUUGCCGACAACGGCGACUACCUCGUCACGAGCAGCGAGGACGAUCAGAUCGUUCUUUAUGAUGCGCAACGCUGCAUGAUUAAGAAGACGAUAUUCAGCAAGAAAUACGGUGCAGAUCUUGUCAUGUUUACUCACGAUGUGAAGACAGCCAUUCAUGCUUCGAACAAAAAUGACCAUACAAUUCGGAUGUUGUUGCUGACGGAAAAUCGGUACCUGCGAUACUUCGAAGGACACCAAGGAAAAUUAACGUCUUUACGGAUGUCACCCAAACAAGACAUGUUCGUGUCAGCUUCCGAAGAUAAAACAGUGAGGCUGUGGGACACUCGUUCAACGAAUUCCCAAGGAAUUCUAAGCCUCCCCUGUGUUCCUGCCGUGGAUUUCGAUCCUGAAGGAUUAGCGAUAGUCAUCGCUGGGGAUAAUCGGCGUCUGUAUAUGCACGAUAUUCGGACAAUUGACAGACCCCCCUUUUCGACGUUUAAUUACGAAGAAAAGAUAACUGGAGAUUGGACGGGAGUCAAAUUCAGUCCUAAUGGACGGUACGUAAUGAUCAUGACGACGACCAUGAUUGGAGUGGUGGAUGCUUACGAUGGACGUCUUCUGUGCAAUUUUAAUGAACAUCGUGCCAAUGUUAAUUCCAAUCUUGCAGCAGAAGCUUGUUUCUCCCCUUCGUCUGGGCAUAUUUUCAGUGGUUCCCCGGAUGGAUACCUGUACAUUUGGAAUGUUCGAGAGGACAGUUGCAUUGCGAAGCUGAGUGCGGCUGGGACAUCACCGAUUACCACGAUGAAGUUCUGUCCCACUGCCAUGCUUCUUGCUUCAUCUUACACAGCCACUCGUGCUGGGUUUUCCGUGUCUUUUCGUAACUUGUCGGGGCUGAAGGGAAUUUGGGUGUCGAGCUCGUGGAGCAGCGUUAGAGCGUCAGGGGGUAAAUUCUCGGUUGCCAUGGAGCGUCUUGGCCUUGAAUUUUAUGCCCAAAACUGCGAAGAUGUAGCGCGUGGAUUACUUGGAAAAGUUCUGGUUAGGAAGCUACCUGACGGUGAUCUUCUCAGGGGUGUCAUCGUUGAGACAGAAGGCUAUCUGGGCAUUCAUGAUCGCUGUUCGCACUCUUACGGUAGUAAAAAAACCGACAGAACCAAGCCCAUGUUCAUGGCACCCGGUACGACGUAUGUGUAUCACAUCUACGGGAAAUAUUUUUGCUUCAACAUUUCGAGUGGUGGUGAUGGAGCGGCAGUGUUGAUUCGCGCAGUGGAGCCUGUAGCAGGAUUUUCUUUCAUGCGAAGCAUGCGAUUUAACUCGUUGAAACCGCUUCCUGGGAAGUUUCGGAAAGAACUGAAGCAAGCAAAACUUUGUGAUGGCCCUUCCAAACUAUGUUGUUCAUAUGCUUUCACGAAAAAAGAAUUUAAUGCGGUUGACCUUAGUGUAAGUGAAUCGGUUUGGAUAGAACCCGGCGAUGAUGUUCCCAAAGAAAAGAUUGUAACGUGCAAGCGCAUUGGAGUGGAAUCGUAUGGGUACGAGUGGUCAUCGAAGCCAUUGCGUUUUUACAUACACGGAAAUCCUGCCGUCAGUAAUAAGGAAAAGGACGAGGUGCCAAAGGACAAAAGUGUUCGCAAAGAUGUGCGGAAACGACCGGUUAAAGCUGUUGCAAAAGCUGAAGAAAUGACCGAGACAGAGAAACGCCAGGAGAAGCAGAUUGAAAAGGAACAACUUCAAGAAAUCUACCGACUCAUGAAGUCGGAAGAUGAAAAAUUCGGGAAAAUUUCGAUGUCAGACGUUGUGUUUCCAAGUUGUGACAUUGAAAGGUCUACCUCCUACUCAAGAAUGAAGUCGUUGUUUGCUACCGUCGUAAUUUUUGUCGGCUUUUUGUCUUUCUUCGACCAUGCCAAUGCUAUCAACUGCAUGAACUGUUGGGGGAAAGAGAGUUGCGAGAAACCGCAAACAACAGAAUGUGCGAAAGUAAUCUCCCGGUGCUUGACUGUGUUCUUGGACAAAAAUAUGGAGGAUCUGAAGUACAAGGGCUGCGCUCCCCCGGGUUCGUCAGAUAGCCUGGGUUGUGAUGAAAUGUUAGGAUCUUCCGCUGAUUUCUUGGAGAAAGUCUUCAAUACCAAAGUGCCGCGAGGAUAUCAAUGCACUUGCACUGGAGAUUAUUGCAACGGAGCCGCUCGUGCCGGUGGUUUGUCUGCUUCCGCAUUAAUUGCCCUGCUGGCUGUUAAUGGAUUCGUCGCGUUCAGAUAUAUCUUCUGAGAACCUCAUGAGGAUUGUUUGAAAUCUGAGUGAUUGGGCAGUAAUCAUCCCACUGAUAGAUAACGUAUAAGACCAUGAAUGCGUAAUUUCCCCAGAAAUGAGAUAAGUCAUACUGUGGUAAAAAUUAUGUACUCGGGCUUAUUUUCAGAUUAUGGGCCACAAUUUUGGAACAAUCAAUAUGUACUCGAAUUUAGUUGUAAUCCAUUCACUAUUUUCAGUUUUUGUACCCUUUAUUUUAUUUUCAAGAGUUUUAGUACAGUACUUUCGAUAUUCUGGUUUCGAUAAUUAAAUUUCCACUACGCAGCAUUUGAAUACAUUUAUAAAUUAUUUUGACUGAAGCUCAUACCCGAAUUUGGGCUACCGUAAUACUGAGUAGACUCGAGGGAAUUCAGUAAAAUCUUCCCGAAGUCUUUUUUGUCUUGAUUGGGUCAUAUUUUUUGGGAAUCUCGGUUAUGGAAUUCAGUUGCAAUUGUGUUUUGAGUGGGAGGAAUCUUAUUCAUUCGCACCGUUGAGAGCUAGUCGCUCACUAGAACCCAGUGUGGCUUUUUUUUUUCUUUUGUAUGUUUUUUAAACCUGUGAAACGUUUGGCAUUCAGCGCUCAGGACAAUAUUCCCGUGAAAGUAUUCUUUUGGUGGUGCCAAAAUACAUUGACCUGGUGUACAGUUUAGGAUUAGGUAACAAAAAUGCUUCUGUUGGUCUUCCCGUUUCUAUCGUUGUGUGACAACUUUUAUUCCUUCCACGCGCCUUGAAUGAAAUACAGUACUGUCAAGACGUGAUGUAAGUAGGCAGCCCUAAUUCAUGUCCCUUUGUUUCUUCGUUGAUUUGACAAAGAUCAAUUAUUCUUGAAAUACUGUUUGCUCGAACAAAUUUAUUGAAAAUUUUAGAUGAAUCGUAAAAAUUCAGGAGCGGAAAUGGCCUCAUUACUCGUCGGGUGUCUUCGACAGCUUUUUUUGAGAGGUGUCUUAGCAAUCUAUCUAACCCGUCCAAUAUACUCGCAUUUGCCUGGCGAGAGUGGUAAUUAAGAAAGAAAAACUAACCAUCCAGCUGUUCUCUUAAUUUACGGCAAUUUUCGUGAGCAUUCGCUGCCAAGAGAGUUGAUGUACGAGAAUCUUACAUCCUGUGCCUGUAUCACUGAAUUGUCUUGCCUUAUUUGCGUGCUGCUGGUGCUGUUCAUGUUGUGAGAAAAGUUUUUCUUUUUUCAAUUUGAAUUGACCGUGCAAUUCAUGAUGGUUCCGACUGUUACGUCCUUGAUGUACUGUGCUGAACACAAGCUUCCAGCAGUUGUACUAUUGUUUUUGAAUGCCUGCAUUGUCUUAUGAUCAAAUUGUGGUGCUUUCUGUUGAGCCGAAUUAAUGUUUUUCCUGGUGUGUGAAAUAUAGCGUGGUAGAAAUGAG
Messenger RNA from Notodromas monacha, 4064 nucleotides. The record is from the annotation of a GenBank genome assembly. Lineage: Eukaryota; Metazoa; Arthropoda; Ostracoda; Podocopida; Cyprididae.